AUGAAGUACGUCCCUUCACCGCAAGCCCUGCGCUGGCUGCAGUCUCUGGCACGGAAUCCAGCUCCAAGCUUGAACCGCCUAGCGACACGUCCUCGGACAUACUCGUCCACCACCGCGACCACCCCUUUGUUCCCAGCGGCCAGCAGCAGCAGACGAUACUUCCACGCGACUCCCCGGCUCGACAAGAUCGAGACACACACCUUGUCAGACAUUGGCGAGGGCGUCAAAGAGGUGCAGAUCAUCCAGUGGUUCGUGGAAGAAGGGGCACCCAUCGAGGAAUGGAGCCCGCUGUGCGAAGUGCAGAGCGACAAGGCCUCGGUCGAGAUCACGUCCAAGUACAGCGGGGUGAUCAAGAAGAUAUAUUACCCGCAGGACGCGGUCGUGCAGGUCGGCGAUGCGAUGCUUGAUAUCGAGGUGGAAGGGGAUGAGGACGAGGGUGAAGUGCCAGAACAACUGGAUACGGAAGCGCCGUCUCAGGCGCAGGAUAACGAUCCCGGCAAGGUCGCAGCAGAGGAGCAAGUGGCAGAGGCUGGCACAGCCAUAACUCCUCCUCCUCCAAAGGAACAAGACGCAUCGACUACGACUGCUGCUACUCCCCCUCCUGCAGCGGCGCCCAAGGAGCAGCCAGGCAAAUACGCCUCCCUAGCCACUCCGGCGGUCAGGGGCCUAUUGAAGCAGCACGGCAUCGCAAUCGAAGACAUCACCGGCACGGGCAAGGACGGCCGUGUCCUGAAGGAGGAUGUGUACCGACAUCUCGAACAAAGCUCCUCCUCUUCUUCUUCGGCACAACAAGCUCCCACAGCUACCCCAUUGACGAAACCCGGACUCGACGCGAAACAGACCGAGACGGCCCAACGACUCACGCCCAUCCAAUCCGCCAUGUUCAAGACCAUGACGGGAUCGCUGUCCAUCCCGCAUUUCCUGUACGCGGACACAAUCGACAUCACGAACCUGGCGACGAUGCGCACGCGCUUGAACGCCACGAGAAGAGACCCUGCUGACACCACCGUCCCGAAACUCUCGUACCUUCCAUUCAUCGUCAAGGCCGUAUCGCUGGCGAUGAACCAGUACCCACUCCUCAACGCGCGCCUGGACUUGACCACAGACCCGAAAAAGCCGCAAUUGAAGAUGCGCUCGGUGCAUAACAUCGGGAUCGCGAUGGACACGCCCGGCGGGUUAAUCGUGCCGGUGAUCAAGGCCGUGAACGCGCGGUCCAUAACUUCCAUCGCGCGCGAGAUCCAGCGCCUCUCCCAGCUCGGACAGGCGGGGAAGCUCGGCAACGACGAUUUGAACGGUGGAACCGUCACGGUCAGCAACAUCGGAAACAUUGGCGGUGAGGUCGUCGCGCCCGUGAUUGUCGAGGGCCAGUUGGCCAUCAUGGGCGUGGGCAAGGUCAAGACCGUCCCGGUUUUCGGGGAGGAUGGGGUCACUGUUAGACCAGCGCAGAUGGUCACGCUGAGCUGGAGCGCCGAUCAUCGUGUGGUGGACGGCGCGACCAUGGCGAGGAUGGCGAAGGUGGUGCAGAAAUACCUCGAGGAGCCGGGGUCGAUGGUUGUCGAUAUGAGCUGA
Molecule: messenger RNA, 1569 nt
Organism: Fonsecaea multimorphosa CBS 102226
Lineage: Eukaryota; Fungi; Ascomycota; Eurotiomycetes; Chaetothyriales; Herpotrichiellaceae
Exons: 1
Coding region: 1-1569 (522 amino acids)
Cellular component (GO): cytoplasm; mitochondrion
Molecular function (GO): acetyltransferase activity; lipoic acid binding
Source: RefSeq, a predicted model, not a curated record